UAAAAUAAUAAAAUAAUAAUAAAUCCCAAAAUCCCAUCCCCGUCAAUUCCCAUUCACUUGCUACUCCCACCCCCACUGGCUCACUCCCACACAGGAAAAAAAAUGGCUGCCAUAUUUUCCGUUUCCCAUUUUACCCCUCUCCCAUUUCUCUAUUUACUAAUACUCCUCUCUUCCUACCCUUUCCCCAUUUCCUCCUUCAACAUCACCUCUCUCCUCUCCUCCUACCCCGAUCUCUCCGACUUCAACAACCUCUUCACCACCACCGCCGUCGCCGCCGAUCUCACCACCCGCACCUCACUCACACUCCUCGUCGUUCCGAAUGCCUACCUCCGCUCCGCCUCCACCUCCGCCUCCUCCCACCCUUCCCCGACCAACCUCGCCGACGUCCUCCGCUACCACGUCCUCCUCGAGUACAUCACCUUAUCCGACCUCCGCCUCAUUCCCCCCACCGGCAAAAUCGUCACCACUCUCUUCCAGACCACCGGCCGCGCCGCCGCUAAUUCCGGCACAAUCAACAUCACCGUCGAUUCCUCCGGCGCCGUCACGUUCCACUCCCCAACCUCCAACGCCACCCUGCUCUCACCGGUCAAAACCCUGCCCUACAACAUAUCGAUCCUCUCGCUCAAUUCUCUCCUGAUUCCGUACAACGUCGAUCUCACGGCGUCGGAAACUCGCCCGCCGCUAGGGCUCAACAUCACCAAGGCGCUAAUCGACGGCCACGAUUUCAACGUGGCGGCGUCCAUGCUCGCCGCCUCGGGGGUAGUUUCGGAAUUCGAAGCCGACGAAGGCGGCGCGGGGAUCACGCUCUUCGUCCCCACGGACGAGGCGUUCUCCGAUCUGCCUUCCUCCGUCAAAUUCCAGUCGCUACCCGCCGAUAAGAAAGCAAUGGUGUUGAGAUUCCACGUCCUCCACUCCUACUACCCAUUGGGAUCUCUCGAAUCGAUUGUCAAUCCGGUUCAACCCACUCUAGCCACGGAGCUUAACGGGGCGGGUAGCUUUACCCUAAACAUUUCCCGGGUUAACGGGUCAGUAGGAAUCAACACCGGCGUACUACAAGCUUCGGUGACCCAAACGGUCUUCGAUCAAAACCCCGUCGCAAUUUUCGGGGUUUCGAAAGUGUUACUCCCCAGAGAGUUUUUCGGUAGCAACCCAAUUGAUCUAAACGAGCCCAGCGGCGGCGGUGGUGGAGGAGCAAUGGGCACCGCUCAGCCGCCGGAAACCGCUCUCUCGCCGGAAUAUCCUCCAAUAUACAGCCCGCCAAAUCAUCCGGGAAUGGGUAACCGGGCGGCUGAAACAGUGGGGGUUAUGAGAAUACUCUUGAUUCUGUGGUGUACAUGGAUCUGUUGCCACCUAUUUCUAUAGCUAUAUGAAAUUGAUUUUGAUUUUUGGAUUUUUGUGUGUGAUUCAUUCCAUAACACGAGAAAGAAAUCAAGAACUGUUGAGAUAUUUGCUAUCUGCCAACAAUUUAGGGUAGAAGAUGGUACCCCCAUUCAAUUGUCACCAUUUAUUCAAUCUGCACUAUUCUUAUUGUAAAGAAACUGAAAUUUUUGGAUAUUAAUAAUAUGUAAAACUAGUACCAUUGUUUUCUGUACGAGUUUGAAUUUACUACAGAAGGUGUGAGGUUAUCAAUGCAGAAUUGCAGGUGUUGUACUUUUGAUG
Messenger RNA from Erythranthe guttata (spotted monkey flower), 1659 nucleotides. Its product is annotated as fasciclin-like arabinogalactan protein 4. Gene Ontology annotation, cellular component: plasma membrane. Lineage: Eukaryota; Viridiplantae; Streptophyta; Magnoliopsida; Lamiales; Phrymaceae. Gene Ontology annotation, biological process: abscisic acid-activated signaling pathway; multidimensional cell growth; mucilage biosynthetic process involved in seed coat development. The record is from RefSeq and is a predicted model, not a curated record.